AUUCCCUCCUCUUGGUGAUUAGUCUGGUCUGCUUUGUUUGUGGUUGCGCUUGCUCAGCCAGCCGAUGUGUUGUGCGUUUAUACAGAGGUGGUUUUAAAACAAACUGAUAUUUAUAUUUUAUAAUUAGAGUGAAAUAUUGGUUAAAAAAUUGAAAUGGGCAAGAAAGAGGAAGAAGAAAUUAUUCGGAUCGCGAAGAAAAUGGAUAAGAUGGCGCAGAAAAAAAAUGGGUCGGGCGCACUGGACCUGUUGAAAGAGCUGAAGAACAUUCCCAUGACGCUGGAAUUGCUACAGUCUACCAGAAUUGGGAUGUCAGUGAAUGCCAUUCGCAAGCAGAGUACGGACGAGGAGGUGACAUCCCUAGCAAAGUCUCUCAUAAAAUCGUGGAAAAAGCUCCUGGAUGAGCCUGGAGGUGGAGACAAAGCCUUAGAGGAGAAGAAAAAAGAACCCACAACUCCAACCGUCUCCUCUUCACAAAACAGCCCUGAGCCACGCGAGGAGAGCAGCUCCAGUAGCAACUCAAGCAGCAAGAGUGAAAGCAGUGACAUCACGGCCAACACGCUGAUCACCACCUUCCCACGAGCGCCCAACACAUCAGACUCUGUCAGGAACAAAUGCAGGGAGAUGCUCUCCAGUGCCUUGCAAGCAGGGAAUGACUACAUUGCUAUUGGUGCUGACUGUGAUGAACUUGGGGCUCAAAUUGAGGAAUGCGUCUUCCAGGAGUUCAAAAACACUGACAUGAAGUACAAAAACAGAGUCCGCAGCCGGAUUGCCAACUUGAAAGACCUAAAGAACCCCAGCCUCAGGAGGAACGUGCUGUGUGGCAACGUGCCCCCUGACAGAAUGGCCAGGAUGACGGCAGAGGAAAUGGCCAGCGACGAGCUCAAGGAGAUGCGCAAAAACCUGACCAAAGAGGCCAUUCGCGAGCACCAGAUGGCCCGAACAGGGGGCACAGAGACUGACCUGUUCACAUGUGGGAAAUGCAAAAAGAAGAACUGUACAUACACCCAGGUUCAGACUCGAAGCGCUGAUGAACCAAUGACCACAUUUGUCCUCUGUAAUGAAUGCGGAAACCGAUGGAAGUUUUGCUAGUUGGAGGAAGAAUCAUUGAUGCGGAAUGCAGCAAGGAAGACUGCUGGACCAGGAUUUCAUUUUGUACCUGUAUUUGAAAAGGAAACUGUUUGGACCUUCACAUGUAGUGAAACCUGCCACACAGAUAGCCACAAAUGAAAACACCACUGUUUUUAUUGGAUCCAUAUUACUCGAUGAAUAAAUUCCUGUAUUUUAACUAUUCAUUAGGUACAGCUGUCAAACUACGAUUGAUGUUAAUGUGUUUUAUUUUGUCAUUUUUUUAUAUGUAGUUUGACAUUAAACUUUGAUCAGUAAGUACUGUUUUGCUCUGAUUAAUCCUUUUAAAUAUUAUCUUCAGUUUUUUUAGAUUUGGUUAACUCGCAGUUAAAAGUUCCAAAUGGAGGCACAUCAUGUUCUUUUCUAAAAAUCCUUCCUGUUUAUAGCGUACUUUUGUGGUCUGCAGAAGUUGGAAGUCCUUGUCUAAUGUGUGACAUUCUCAGUAGUAAAUUGUUUAUCUCAUUAGCAGGAAUUGCUCAUAGCACUACAUGUCACAGCAUUCUGUGUUGCUUACAGAUAGGGCAGCUUUAGUGAGAACUGAGAGCUCAUCUUCAGUCAGUGUUUUUCUAGUUGUUGAUGGGCACACCAUAAGCAUCUCUUCUCCAAGUAUGUCACCAGGGUGUCACCAAAAUAGAUGGGGAAAAUGCUUCCUUCAGUUCUUCAAAGUCUCAUUGUAGCUGACAUAACCAAAUUAGCUUGUGUGAUUUAAUCACAGAAAUAAAAUGUUAAUUACAGCACA
Messenger RNA from Anguilla anguilla (European eel), 1864 nucleotides. RefSeq names its product transcription elongation factor A protein 1-like. The record is from RefSeq and is a predicted model, not a curated record. The coding region runs from base 154 to 1089 and encodes 311 amino acids. Lineage: Eukaryota; Metazoa; Chordata; Actinopteri; Anguilliformes; Anguillidae. Gene Ontology annotation, biological process: positive regulation of transcription by RNA polymerase II; transcription elongation by RNA polymerase II; DNA-templated transcription. Gene Ontology annotation, cellular component: nucleus. The transcript is spliced from 10 exons. Gene Ontology annotation, molecular function: nucleic acid binding; zinc ion binding.